GGACCCUGGGAUCAUGACCUGAGCCGAAGGCAGACGCUUAGCCACUGAGCCACCCAGGUGCCCCUCUAUGAGUGCUUUCUAUAAAGUCUUUAUAGUAUUUACCUUGACAUAAAUACUCAUGAAAAGUUGUGUCCUAAAAUAUGGAAUCCUUGUUUGCCCUGCCACCCCAAUUAACUAGGUGCUAUAGUGUUAAAUACCAUAUACCUCAAAAUAAUACUGAAAAUUUCAAAGGCACCUUUCUUCCACAGAACGUCAGUGCAAAUACUACCUAAUUUGUCCUCAGCAUUCCAAAGAAAAUUAUGGUAUUCUUAGGUUUCACUGAAGAGAGAAGUAGACAGAAUCAGAAAAAAUGAGUAUGAAAAUCUGGUGAGGUUAAGGAGAGAAUUCAGGAUUUAAAACACUUUCUUUUUUCUUUUUUUAACUUCAAUAUGUUUCUUUCACUUGAUCAGUAACAACUGUAACCAUGUAGUUUGCUUUGCCUGACUUCAAAUAUACUUUCACUAGAAGAUCAUUGUAAUUUAAAUCCACUCAGUGGUGCUUUGCUUUUGUAAUUUCUUAAGAUUAAGUAGUAUACCUUGCACCUGUUUUAAUGAUACUGCACAUUGAUAACAUUUUUACUCAUUUAAAGCCAUGUUUACUGAUAGAGCUUUAGGACCAAAAAAAUUCUAAAAGGCAGGCUUCACACAUUCAAAUAACUUGAACAAGUAAUUGAUAUAGCUUAAACCCUCGCUAGUUCUGAAUUUUACAAGUUAAGGUCACAUAACCUUAAAAUCAUGUACUUAAAAAAAAAGUUGGUAGAAAUACAUUCCAGUGAUGAAGAAAAUAUUCAAGGUCACUAAUGCCAAUUCAAUCUUCUCUCCGACGUUCAAGAUGCAUAGGCUGACUUUUAACUGGACUUUGGAGUUUUCUUAAGGGAAUGAUGGAAACUUUAUUACUAAAGAUGGUAAAGUCGUCAGUAACAGAAAAUCAGGGGGUCAACAGAGGAGGGAAGGUGUCCAAAUACAAGUGAGAAUCAGUAAAUUGUAUGUGGGAAUCUAAACUGACUUAUGUAAUUUCUCAAGACCCCCCAAAUAAGAAAAGAGUAAAAGAAUUUUGAAAGGGAAAAAAAAAACAAACCCAAAACAACCAAAGAGGUGAGGCACAGCCAUUUUGAUGUUGGGGGGUGCCUAACUACUCAAUGAGGUCAUCCUAUCUCCCGGAAGUGACACGUAAUCACCUGCUUUGCACUAGCUCCGCCCCUUCCCUCAGAGGUCCCGCCCCUCCGCCAGCAGCCGGGAGGGUGUUAGGGGGCGUUUCUCCAGGAGGAAAGCUGUGAGCUGCGACGCUGAGGAAGGGGACCCCAAAACGUCUGGCACUGCCCCCUCCAGGGAUCACUUUGGACCGCAUCACUCGGCCCAGCGGGAUUCAGAAACGCCGAGGGGUCAACCUGAUGGGUUUCGGGGUCAACGGAAGAGGGGAAGGGGAGCCCUGGCGGGGAGAACCCCCCGGUCCCCCGCCCAGCAGCUGAGGCACAGGAGGGCGGCCAUCUUGGCCGGGAGGGUAGGGCUGGGGAGCUGCGGGCGCCGUGCGAUUGGGGGGCUCGCCCGGAAGUGACGCCAACUACCCGGAAGCGGAGGGGGUUCCCUGGCCCACUCCCCCCUCGUUCGUUUGCUCCCCCGCUUCCUCCCCGCCCCCCUUCCUCUCCAUUCGUUUCCCCCCCCUCCCCGUUCCCUGCCUUCUUCCCCCCCCCACCCGUCCCUCCCCCCCCAACCUCCGGAGCUGGGAAGAGAGUCACGAUGGCGGCGAAAUCCGAUGGCGGUGGCGUGGGGGUGGGCUUCGCCCAGCUGCACAACCUGGACGAGGCGGUGGGCAGCGGCGGCGAGGAGGACGGGGAGCGGGGAGGCGGCUGCGGCGGCGGCGGCGACGGCAGCGAGCCCGGCGAGAGCAGCUCGCUGCACAUCUGCCACUGCUGCAACACCUCCUCGUGCUACUGGGGCUGCCGCUCCGCCUGCCUGCGCUCCCUCCUGGGCAAGAAGCCGCGCCGCAGCGCCGCCGCCGCCGCCGCCGACGGGGGGGACCAGCCGCUGCAGCCGCCCGCGGCCGCCGGCGCAGACCACGACCACCCGACGCCUGCCACUCGACCGCAACCGCCGCCGCCGCAGGUGGAGCGGCCGUGGCUCGACUGCCUGUGGAUCGUGCUGGCGCUGCUGGUCUUCUUCGGGGACGUGGGCACCGACCUGUGGCUGGCCCUCGACUACUACCGCAAGGGGGACUACGGCUUCUUCGGGCUGACCCCUCUUCUUCGUGCUGUGCCGUCGCUGCUGGUGCAGAGCCUGAGCUUCCGCUGGUUCGUGCAGGACUACACGGGCGGCGGGCUGGGCGCCGUGGAGGGGCUCAGCAGCCGGGGCCCCCCCAUGAUGGGGGCCGGCUAUGGCCACGGCGCGGCCCGCGGCGGCCCGGGCGUGGGGGGCUCGGCCACGCCGGGGGCGCAGCGCCUGUGCCGCCUCUCCGUGUGGAUCUGGCAGUCGGUCAUCCACCUGCUGCAGAUGGGGCAGGUGUGGAGGUAUAUCCGUACCAUGUACCUGGGGAUUCAGAGCCAGCGGCGGAAGGAACACCAGCGACGCUUCUACUGGGCUAUGAUGUACGAAUAUGCAGACGUCAACAUGUUGCGCCUCCUUGAGACCUUCCUGGAGAGCGCCCCCCAACUGGUGCUACAGCUCUGCAUAAUGAUCCAGAAGAACAGCGCUGAGACGCUGCCCUGUGUCUCCUCUGUGACUUCCCUGAUGUCCCUGGCUUGGGUGCUAGCCUCCUAUCACAAGCUGCUGCGGGACUCCAGGGACGACAAGAAGAGUAUGAGCUACAGAGGGGCCCUCAUCCAACUCUUCUGGCGCCUCUUCACCAUCUCAUCCAGAGUUAUCUCUUUUGCCCUCUUUGCUUCCAUAUUCCAGCUCUACUUUGGGAUCUUCGUGGUGGUUCACUGGUGUGCCAUGGCCUUCUGGAUCAUCCAUGGCGGAACAGACUUCUGCAUGUCCAAGUGGGAGGAGAUCCUCUUCAACAUGGUGGUAGGGAUUGUGUACAUUUUCUGCUGGUUUAACGUCAAGGAAGGGCGGACUCGAUAUCGAAUGUUUGCAUAUUAUACGAUAGUCUUGACCGAGAAUGCUGCCUUGACGUUCCUUUGGUAUUUUUACAGAAACCCGGAGACCACUGACUCCUACGCGGUGCCAGCACUGUGUUGUGUCUUUAUUAGCUUUGUGGCUGGGAUCGCAAUGAUGCUCUUAUAUUACGGUGUGCUGCAUCCCAUGGGGCCGCGAGCUAAGAUUUUUGCCAGCUCCUGUUGUGCCGAGCUGCUCUGGGGCAUCCCUUUGCCCCCCGAUGUUGAGCCCAUGGCGCCUCAGACCCCUGGGUACCGGGGGACCCAGGUCACGCCCACCAGAGCCGUAACGGAACAACAGGAGGAUCUCACGGCUGACACUUGCUUGCCCGUUUUCCAAGUGAGACCCAUGGGGCCCCCUACCCCGUUGGGGCGUCCUUACUACCCAGAAGGGCCCCUCAUUAAGAUUGACAUGCCAAGAAAGAGAUACCCAGCUUGGGAUGCUCAUUUUGUAGACAGGAGGUUGAGAAGGACUAUUAACAUUCUGCAGUAUGUCACCCCCACCGCAGUAGGCAUUCGGUAUCGAGACGGACCGCUCCUUUAUGAGUUGCUACAGUAUGAGUCUUCACUCUAAGAGCAUCUUGACCCAAGUUGAGAAGGGGACCUUAAAUUUGGUUUGCAGUAAACACCGCUCACAAGAAAUAUAACCCUCCCUUCCCCCAAUACACAAAACCACCACCACCAUCACCACCACCAAUGCUACAAAAAAAAAAAAGAAAAGAAUAAGUCACAACCCCUUCAGAUAAGCUUUCUUUCCAG
This is a messenger RNA of Zalophus californianus (California sea lion), 3889 nucleotides long. RefSeq names its product XK related 6 (gene XKR6). Lineage: Eukaryota; Metazoa; Chordata; Mammalia; Carnivora; Otariidae. Gene Ontology annotation, biological process: engulfment of apoptotic cell; phosphatidylserine exposure on apoptotic cell surface; apoptotic process involved in development. The record is from RefSeq and is a predicted model, not a curated record. Gene Ontology annotation, cellular component: plasma membrane.